This is a messenger RNA of Cyphellophora europaea CBS 101466, 1308 nucleotides long. RefSeq lists its product as uncharacterized. The transcript is spliced from 2 exons. Gene Ontology annotation, biological process: fatty acid beta-oxidation. Lineage: Eukaryota; Fungi; Ascomycota; Eurotiomycetes; Chaetothyriales; Cyphellophoraceae. The record is from RefSeq and is a predicted model, not a curated record. The coding region runs from base 1 to 1308 and encodes 435 amino acids. Gene Ontology annotation, molecular function: acetyl-CoA C-acetyltransferase activity.
AUGCCUGCCCUUGCCGGCUCUGCGCGAGCCGCCGCUCGAACUGCCAACGCAUCCUCUACAGCCCGCUUGUCCCAGCUUCGGGGCCACUUCAGUACCACGUCCUCGGCCCGAAGAGAAGUCCAAGAGGCCUACAUUCUGUCAGCGUCCCGCACACCUACGGCCAAGUUUAAUGGCUCCUUCAUGAGCAUGUCUGCUCCCGAACUCGGUGCAGUUGCCAUCAAGUCUGCCCUGGAGAAAUCCAAGGUUCCCGUUUCCAAGAUCACAGAUGUAUACAUGGGCAAUGUCCUCGCAGCCAACGUGGGCCAGGCACCCGCGAGACAAGCUUCUAUCUUCGCCGGCCUGCCGCCCUCUGUCGAAGCCGUGACCAUCAACAAAGUCUGUGCUUCUGGCCUAAAGGCUGUUGCAAUUGCUGCACAGAACAUCCAACUCGGACUUGCUGAGGCACAGAUUGCUGGCGGAAUGGAGUCAAUGUCUCGUGUGCCUUAUUACCUGCCACGAGCCGCGCAGAACCCACCCUUUGGCCAUGUCAAGAUGGAAGAUGGCUUAAUCAAGGAUGGUCUUUGGGACGUUUACAAUCAGUUCCACAUGGGUAAUUGUGCCGAGAACACGGCCAAAAAGUUCAAGGUCUCGCGCGAGGCGCAGGACGAGUAUGCGAUCCGCUCGUUUGAGCGUGCACAGGCUGCAUGGGCGGACAACAAGUUCGCCGAUGAAGUCGCACCCGUGACUGUCAAAGGAAAGAAGGGCGACGUCACCAUCACCAGAGACGAGGGCUACGACAAUCUGAAGAAGGACAAGGUCGCGGGUCUUAAGCCUGCUUUUGUCCGAGACGGUACCGGUACCGUGACUGCCGCCAACUCGUCCACUUUCAACGAUGGUGCCAGCGCUCUGGUGCUGGGAAAUAAAGAAAUCGCUCAACAGUACGGCAAAGACAGCCGCGUCCUUGCCCGGAUCGUAAGCAGUGCCGAUGCUGCCAUCGACCCUGUUGAUUUUCCGGUGGCACCUGCUAAGGCUGUGCCCAUUGCUUUGGAGCGCGCUGGCAUUACGAAGGACGAUGUUGCAGUCUGGGAAUUCAAUGAAGCUUUUGCAGCAGUCAUCAAGGCCAACGAACAGAUUCUUGGCCUCGAAAACGCGGUGGUAAACCCUCUUGGUGGUGCCAUCUCACUCGGACACGCACUUGGCAGCUCUGGCUCGCGUAUUCUCACUACCCUCUUGCACCAACUUAAGCCUGGAGAAUAUGGUGUCGCCGCCAUCUGCAACGGAGGGGGCGCUGCGACCGCCAUGGUUGUCCAACGGAUUGAUGCAGUUUAA